AUGGAGGAGGAGUACUCUCUCCACCCCGCGAUCUCUUUCUCCAGUGACAUUUCAGUCUCUUUCGAAGAGGACGCCACUUCCACUCCCGCCGCUUCUUCCGGGCGUGUUGACACGAAUCAAUCCUCUGCGUCGCGGAACGCUCCUACCCCGGCACCUUCACCGGUUAAUGGUGCGAAUGCUCUUAUGGAGGCUAAGAACAAGGGAAUUAGCGCAGCGGAGCUUGCUAAGUUUCUUGACGAGAAAGUUCCCUUCAGGAAAAAGGUUGCGGAGUAUGCUAACAAGCAUUCUGUCCAAUGGAUAAAACGGGCUUCUGUACUUAAGCAUGAUGGUACAGUUGAAAUUAAAGUUCCAGGAGCAGGAAGUAGUGUUGAGCAUGAUGUUAAAUGUGAUGAACCUCAUGAUGAAUUUUGUGAUGCAAUACACUGUCAGGAUAUUCAAUCUAUUAAGCCACUUCAAAUUGUAAUGCUUAUAGUAGGCACACGAGGAGAUGUCCAGCCAUUUGUUGCCAUGGGGAAGCGUCUGCAGGAAGAUGGCCACAGAGUUAGGCUAGCUACUCAUAAGAACUUUGAAGAUUUUGUCUUGAAUGCAGGCUUGGAGUUUUACCCUUUGGGUGGUGAUCCUAAAGUUCUUGCUGGUUAUAUGGUCAAGAAUAAAGGCUUCUUGCCAUCAGGACCUUCAGAAAUACAUAUACAAAGAAAUCAAAUCAAGGAUAUCAUUGAUUCUUUGCUUCCUGCAUGCCACAGUCAUUACCCAGAGUCUAAUGCAAUAUUUGAAGCAGAAGCGAUAAUUGCCAAUCCUCCAGCAUAUGUUGAUGGUUUAAUCUGGCUUGGAAUACGAGACUUGAUAAAUGAGUUUAGGAAGAAAAGGCUGAAGCUAAAGCCCGUUACUUAUCUAAGUGGAUCUUACACUCACCCUUUUGAUGUGCCCCAUGGUUAUAUAUGGAGCCCUCACUUAGUCCCUAAACCAAAAGACUGGGGACCUAAGAUUGAUGUCGUUGGAUUUUGUUUCCUUGACCUUGCUUCAAAUUAUGAACCACCAAAAUCGCUAGUAGAUUGGCUUGAAGAGGGCGAAAAACCUAUUUAUGUUGGAUUUGGUAGCCUUCCUUUAGAAGAACCAGAGAAAAUGACGAAAAUUAUAAUACAAGCUCUGGAAAAAACAGGACAGAGAGGUGUCAUCAACAAAGGCUGGGGUGGUCUUGGGUCUUUGGCAGAACAAAAGAAAUCUGUGUAUUUAUUGGACAACUGUCCGCAUGAUUGGCUGUUUCCCCAAUGCACUGCAGUGGUACAUCACGGUGGUGCGGGAACAACUGCAGCUGGUCUUAGAGCUGAAUGCCCAACAACCAUUGUACCAUUCUUUGGGGAUCAGCCAUUUUGGGGAGAGCGGGUACAUGCUAGAGGAGUAGGUCCUGCACCCAUCCCGGUGGAUGAGUUUACACUAGAUAGGCUGGUCGAAGCCAUACACUUCAUGCUGAAACCAGAGGUGAAAAGGCGUGCUGUUGAACUUGCUGAUGCCAUGAAAAAUGAGGAUGGGGUGCUAGGCGCGGUUAAAGCUUUCUAUAAACAUUACCCGGACGAAAAAUCCAAAUGUGAGGAAUCCAAGUCUAAGCAAUUAGCCUCCGCAGCCGACCCCAGGCCAAUGCAUAAAUAUUUCUCUAUACGACAAUGCUUUGGUUGCUCUCCUAUUUCUUCGCUGGAUACACAUCGACCAUAA
Molecule: messenger RNA, 1710 nt
Organism: Sphenostylis stenocarpa
Lineage: Eukaryota; Viridiplantae; Streptophyta; Magnoliopsida; Fabales; Fabaceae
Source: the annotation of a GenBank genome assembly